Mastomys coucha (southern multimammate mouse) is the source of this 4334-nucleotide messenger RNA. RefSeq names its product eukaryotic translation initiation factor 3 subunit A (gene Eif3a). Gene Ontology annotation, molecular function: translation initiation factor activity; mRNA binding. NCBI's taxonomy places the organism in Eukaryota, Metazoa, Chordata, Mammalia, Rodentia, Muridae. Gene Ontology annotation, biological process: translation reinitiation; formation of cytoplasmic translation initiation complex. Bases 172 to 4263 code for a protein of 1363 amino acids. Gene Ontology annotation, cellular component: eukaryotic translation initiation factor 3 complex, eIF3m; eukaryotic translation initiation factor 3 complex, eIF3e; multi-eIF complex. The transcript is spliced from 22 exons. The record is from RefSeq and is a predicted model, not a curated record.
UGCCGCCGCGAGGGAAUCACGUGGCUCCUUCCUUUCCGUCUCUGGCCGGCUGGGCGCGGGCGACUGCUGGCGAGGCGCGUGGACGCUCGCGCUAGUUCCCCUCCGCCUUCUCUCCCGGUCCAGGCCACUAGGGAGUUCGCUGACGCCGGGUGAACUGAGCGUACCGCCAAGAUGCCGGCCUAUUUCCAGAGGCCGGAAAAUGCCCUCAAACGCGCCAACGAAUUUCUUGAGGUUGGCAAAAAGCAGCCUGCCCUGGAUGUUCUUUAUGAUGUUAUGAAAAGUAAGAAACACAGAACAUGGCAGAAGAUACAUGAGCCAAUUAUGUUGAAAUACUUGGAACUAUGUGUGGAUCUUCGUAAGAGCCACUUGGCUAAGGAAGGGUUGUAUCAAUAUAAGAACAUUUGUCAGCAGGUAAACAUUAAAUCUUUAGAAGAUGUUGUUAGGGCAUAUUUGAAAUUAGCAGAGGAAAAAACAGAAGCAGCUAAAGAAGAGUCCCAACAAAUGGUGUUAGAUAUAGAAGAUCUGGAUAAUAUUCAGACUCCUGAGAGUGUUCUCUUAAGUGCAGUAAGUGGGGAAGACACUCAGGAUCGUACUGACAGAUUGUUACUGACGCCCUGGGUCAAGUUCCUGUGGGAAUCUUACAGGCAGUGUUUGGACCUUCUUCGAAACAAUUCUAGAGUAGAGCGCCUUUACCAUGAUAUCGCCCAACAAGCUUUCAAAUUCUGCCUCCAGUAUACUCGAAAGGCUGAGUUCCGCAAGCUAUGUGACAACUUGCGAAUGCACUUAUCCCAGAUUCAGCGCCACCAUAACCAAAGCACAGCAAUUAAUCUUAAUAAUCCAGAGAGCCAGUCCAUGCAUUUGGAAACCAGACUUGUUCAGUUGGACAGUGCUAUCAGCAUGGAAUUAUGGCAGGAAGCCUUCAAAGCUGUGGAAGAUAUUCAUGGACUAUUUUCCUUGUCUAAAAAACCACCUAAGCCUCAGUUGAUGGCAAAUUACUAUAACAAAGUUUCAACAGUAUUUUGGAAAUCUGGAAAUGCUUUAUUUCAUGCAUCUACACUUCAUCGCCUUUAUCAUUUGUCUAGAGAAAUGAGAAAGAAUCUUACACAAGAUGAGAUGCAAAGAAUGUCUACUAGAGUCCUUUUGGCGACUCUUUCCAUUCCUAUUACUCCUGAGCGAACUGAUAUUGCUCGACUUUUGGAUAUGGAUGGUAUUAUAGUUGAGAAGCAGCGACGCCUUGCCACAUUGCUAGGUCUUCAAGCCCCACCCACACGAAUCGGCCUAAUUAAUGAUAUGGUCAGGUUCAAUGUGCUACAAUAUGUUGUCCCAGAAGUAAAAGACCUUUACAACUGGUUGGAGGUGGAAUUCAACCCACUAAAACUCUGUGAGAGAGUUACAAAGGUAUUAAAUUGGGUUAGGGAACAACCUGAAAAGGAACCAGAAUUGCAACAAUAUGUACCACAACUACAGAAUAAUACCAUACUCCGCCUUCUGCAACAGGUGGCACAGAUUUAUCAGAGCAUUGAGUUUUCUCGUUUGACUUCUCUGGUUCCUUUUGUUGAUGCUUUCCAACUGGAACGGGCCAUAGUAGAUGCAGCCAGGCAUUGUGACCUGCAGGUUCGUAUUGACCAUACUUCUCGGACUCUGAGUUUUGGAUCAGAUUUGAAUUAUGCAACUAGAGAAGAUGCCCCAAUUGGUCCUCAUCUGCAGAGCAUGCCGUCAGAACAAAUAAGAAAUCAGCUCACAGCCAUGUCCUCAGUGCUUGCAAAAGCACUUGAAGUCAUCAAGCCUGCUCACAUUCUGCAAGAGAAAGAAGAACAGCAUCAGUUGGCAGUUACUGCAUAUCUUAAAAAUUCCCGAAAAGAGCAUCAGAGGAUCCUGGCUCGGAGACAGACAAUUGAGGAAAGAAAAGAACGUCUUGAGAGUCUGAAUAUUCAACGUGAAAAGGAAGAACUAGAGCAGAGGGAAGCUGAACUUCAGAAAGUACGGAAGGCUGAAGAAGAAAGACUGCGCCAAGAGGCAAAGGAGAGAGAGAAGGAACGAAUCCUUCAAGAACAUGAGCAAAUCAAGAAGAAAACUGUUCGGGAGCGGUUAGAGCAGAUUAAGAAGACAGAGCUGGGUGCCAAAGCAUUUAAAGAUAUUGACAUUGAAGAUCUUGAAGAACUGGAUCCAGAUUUUAUUAUGGCCAAACAGGUUGAGCAACUGGAGAAAGAAAAGAAGGAGCUUCAGGAACGCCUGAAGAAUCAAGAAAAGAAGAUUGACUAUUUUGAGAGAGCUAAGCGUUUGGAAGAAAUUCCUUUAAUAAAGAGUGCUUAUGAGGAACAAAGGGUUAAAGACAUGGACCUGUGGGAACAGCAAGAAGAAGAAAGAAUUACUACAAUGCAGCUAGAACGAGAAAAAGCUCUGGAACAUAAGAAUAGGAUGUCACGAAUGUUGGAAGACAGAGAUCUAUUUGUGAUGCGGCUCAAAGCUGCCAGGCAGUCUGUCUAUGAGGAAAAACUGAAACAGUUUGAAGAGCGUUUAGCAGAAGAAAGGCAUAAUCGCCUGGAAGAACGGAAAAGGCAGCGGAAAGAAGAACGCAAAAUAACUUAUUACAGAGAAAAGGAAGAGGAAGAGCAGAGGAGGGCAGAGGAGCAGAUGCUUAAAGAGCGAGAAGAAAGAGAGCGUGCUGAGAGAGCAAAACGGGAGGAAGAACUUAGAGAGUAUCAGGAGCGAGUCAAGAAACUAGAAGAAGUAGAAAGGAAAAAGCGGCAAAGAGAGCUGGAAAUUGAAGAAAGGGAAAGGCGCAGAGAGGAAGAAAGGAGACUUGGUGAUGAUCCACUUUCUAGGAAGGACUCUCGGUGGGGAGAUAGAGAUUCAGAAGGCACCUGGAGAAAAGGACCAGAAGCUGACUCUGAGUGGAGAAGAGGCCCACCAGAAAAGGAGUGGAGACGAGAAACUCGGGAUGAUGAGAGGCCUCAUAGGAGAGAUGAGGAUCGGCUGAGGCGCUUGGGGGGGGAUGAUGAAGAGAGAGAGUCUUCUCUUAGACCAGAUGAUGAUCGAGUCCCCAGGCGUGGCCUGGAUGAUGAUAGAGGGCCUAGACGUGGUCCUGAUGAAGAUAGAUUUUCUCGUAGAGGAACAGAUGAUGACCGUCCUUCCUGGCGUAAUGCAGAUGAUGACAGGCCUCCCAGGCGAAUUGGUGAUGAUGACAGGGGAAGCUGGCGUCACACAGAUGACGACAGACCACCCAGACGGGGACUGGAUGAUGACAGACCACCCAGACGGGGACUGGAUGAUGACAGACCACCCAGACGGGGACUGGAUGAUGAGAGAGGAAGCUGGCGCACAGCAGAUGAGGACAGAGGACCUAGACGUGGGAUGGAUGAUGAUCGGGGGCCAAGACGAGGAGGUGCUGAUGAUGAACGGUCAUCCUGGAGGAAUGCUGAUGAUGACAGAGGUCCCAGGAGAGGCAUGGAUGAUGAUAGGGGUCCCAGGCGAGGGUUGGAUGAUGACCGAGGACCUUGGAGGAAUGCUGAAGAUAGGAUUUCCAGGAGAGGUGCAGAUGAUGACCGGGGGCCUUGGAGAAAUAUGGAUGAUGAUCGGAUUCCUAGACGGGGUGAUGAUGCAAGACCUGGUCCCUGGAGACCAUUUGUCAAGCCAGGUGGAUGGAGAGAGAAGGAAAAGGCUAGAGAAGAGAGUUGGGGUCCACCUCGAGAAUCAAGACCAUCAGAAGAACGUGAAUGGGAUAGAGACAAAGAGAAGGACAGAGAUAAUCAAGAUCGAGAAGAGAAUGACAAGGACCUUGAACGAGAUAGAGACAGAGAGAGAGAUGGGGACCGGGAGGAUCGUUUCAGAAGACCCAGGGAUGAAGGUGGCUGGAGAAGAGGACCAGCAGAAGAAUCUUCAAGCUGGAGAGAUUCAAGUCGCCGUGAUGAUAGGGACAGGGAAGACCGGCGGCGGGAUAGAGAUGAUCGUCGUGAUCUGAGAGACCUGAGAGACAGAAGGGAUUUAAGAGAUGAUAGAGAUCGAAGAGGACCUCCCCUCAGAUCAGAGCGAGAAGAAGCAAGUUCUUGGAGACGCACUGAUGACAGGAAAGAUGACCGGACUGAAGAGAGGGAUCCACCUCGUCGUGUUCCUCCUCCAGCUCUUUCAAGAGAUAGAGAAAGAGAGCGAGAACGAGAAGGUGAGAAAGAGAAAGCAUCCUGGAGAGCUGACAAAGAUAGGGAGUCCCUUCGUCGUACUAAGAAUGAAACUGAUGAAGAUGGAUGGACCACAGUACGACGUUAAGUCAGUCCCAAGAUGAUGGAGUCAAACUUGUGGCUUACAUAGGUUUGAUCACAUUCAAGGAUUAUUAUACU